Messenger RNA from Oncorhynchus keta (chum salmon), 5133 nucleotides. RefSeq names its product RNA polymerase-associated protein CTR9 homolog. NCBI's taxonomy places the organism in Eukaryota, Metazoa, Chordata, Actinopteri, Salmoniformes, Salmonidae. Gene Ontology annotation, cellular component: Cdc73/Paf1 complex. Gene Ontology annotation, biological process: regulation of DNA-templated transcription. Gene Ontology annotation, molecular function: RNA polymerase II complex binding. The transcript has 22 exons. The record is from RefSeq and is a predicted model, not a curated record. Bases 153 to 3617 code for a protein of 1154 amino acids.
UAGUCGCUCGCUGUACUACCCGGACAUUGUUUUGUGAACACCUAUGUAUUUGUUCUAGAGCGGAAGUGGAGCCAGAUCUUUGAGACCACGGGGACAGCUGAACACAUUUUGGGAAUAUAUUGGAGUAGGGACGUGGAUUUCCAUCAGCCAAUAUGUCUCGGGGUUCAAUUGAAAUCCCCUUAAGGGACACCGACGAGGUUAUUGAGCUUGAUUUCGACCAGUUGCCAGAAGGAGAUGAGGUCAUCAGUAUCCUGAAACAGGAGCAUACACAGUUGCACAUAUGGAUUGCUCUUGCUCUGGAGUAUUACAAACAGACGAAGACAGAGGACUUUGUCAAGCUGCUGGAGGCGGCCCGUAUCGAUGGGAACCUGGACUACAGAGACCAUGAGAAGGACCAGAUGACCUGUCUGGACACCUUGGCAGCCUACUAUGUCCAGCAGGCACGUAAAGAGAAGAACAAAGAUGCCAAGAAGGAGCUCAUCACUCAGGCCACCCUGCUCUACACCAUGGCAGACAAGAUCAUUAUGUACGACCAGAACCACUUGUUGGGAAGAGCCUGUUUCUGUCUGCUGGAGGGGGACAAAAUGGACCAGGCUGACGCUCAGUUCCACUUUGUCUUGAAUCAGUCCACCAAUAACAUCCCUGCUCUACUUGGUAAAGCUUGCAUCUCCUUCAAUAAGAAGGAUUACAGGGGAGCACUGGCCUACUACAAGAAGGCUCUACGCACAAACCCUGGAUGUCCUGCCGAAGUGAGGCUGGGGAUGGGCCACUGCUUUGUCAAGCUCAGUAAGCUGGAGAAGGCCCGUCUGGCCUUUGGCCGGGCCCUGGAGCUCAACUCCAAGUGUGUGGGAGCCCUUGUGGGCUUGGCUGUGCUGGAGCUCAACAGCAAGGAGCCCGACUCCAUCAAGAAUGGAGUGCAGCUCUUAUCCAGAGCCUACACCAUCGACCCCAGCAACCCCAUGGUGCUCAACCACCUGGCUAACCACUUCUUCUUCAAAAAGGACUACAGUAAAGUGCAGCACCUGGCUCUCCAUGCCUUUCACAACACAGAGGUGGAAGCUAUGCAGGCUGAGAGCUGCUACCAGUUGGCCCGCUCCUUUCAUGUACAGGAGGACUAUGACCAGGCCUUCCAGUACUACUACCAGGCCACCCAGUUUGCCUCGUCUACCUUUGUGCUGCCUUUCUUUGGCCUGGGGCAGAUGUACGUGUACCGUAGAGACAAGGAGAAUGCAGCCCAGUGCUUUGAGAAGGUCCUAAAGGCCUACCCCAACAACUAUGAAACCAUGAAGAUCCUGGGCUCUCUUUAUGCUACUUCAGAUGAUCAGGAAAAGAGAGACAUUGCCAAAGGUCAUCUGAAGAAGGUGACCGAGCAGUACCCUGAUGACGUGGAGGCCUGGAUCGAGCUGGCCCAGAUCCUGGAGCAGACCGACAUCCAGGGCGCCCUCUCUGCCUACGGCACGGCCACCCGCAUUCUGCAGGAGAAGGUCCAGGCUGACGUCCCCCCUGAGAUCCUCAACAACCUGGGGGCUCUCCACUUCAGACUGGGGAACCUGGGAGAGGCCAAGAAAUACUUCCUGGCUUCUUUGGAGCGGGCCAAAGCUGAGGGAGAGCAUGACGAGCAUUACUACAACGCCAUCUCUGUCACCACCUCUUACAACCUAGCCAGGCUCUACGAGGCCAUGUGCGAAUUCCACGAGGCGGAGAAACUCUACAAGAACAUCCUGAGGGAACAUCCCAACUACGUUGACUGUUACCUGCGUCUUGGCGCAAUGGCUCGUGACAAAGGAAACUUCUAUGAAGCUUCCGACUGGUUCAAAGAGGCUCUGCAGAUUAAUCAGGAUCACCCAGACGCCUGGUCCCUGAUCGGGAAUCUCCACUUGGCCAAGCAGGAGUGGGGUCCAGGUCAGAAGAAGUUUGAGCGUAUCCUCAAGCAGCCGUCCACUCAGAACGACACCUACUCCAUGCUGGCCCUAGGCAACGUGUGGCUCCAGACCCUGCACCAGCCCACUAGGGACCGGGAGAAGGAAAAGAGACAUCAGGAUCGAGCCCUGGCCAUUUACAAACAGGUCCUACGAAACGACUCCAAGAACCUUUACGCUGCCAACGGCAUAGGUGCCGUCCUGGCCCAUAAGGGCUACUACCGAGAGGCCCGUGACGUGUUUGCCCAGGUGAGAGAAGCCACAGCUGAUAUCAGCGACGUCUGGCUCAACCUGGCCCACAUCUACGUGGAGCAGAAACAGUACAUCAGCGCUGUGCAGAUGUACGAGAACUGUCUGAAGAAAUUCUACAAGCAUCAGAACACUGAGGUGGUGCUGUACCUGGCUCGGGCACUCUUCAAAUGCGGGAAACUCCAGGAGUGCAAACAGACUCUGCUGAAGGCGCGUCACGUGGCCCCCAGUGACACGGUGCUGAUGUUCAACGUGGCCCUGGUGCUGCAGAGGCUGGCCACUCUGGUGCUGAAGGACGAGAAGAGUAAUCUAAAGGCUGUACUCAGUGCUGUCAAAGAGCUGGAGCUGGCCCACCGGUAUUUCAGCUACCUUGCCAAGGCUGGUGACAAGAUGAGGUUCGACCUAGUGCUUGCUUCCACUGAGGCCAGGCAAUGCUCUGACCUGCUGAGUCAGGCCCAGUACCACGUGGCUCGGGCCAGGAAGCAGGAUGAGGAGGAGAAGGAGAUCCGGGCCAAACAGGAUCAGGAGAGGGACUUCCUGCGCCAACAGAUGCAUAAAGAACAGGAGGAGAAGAGAACCAAGCAGGAAGAGGAUCAGAAGAAGCUGCUGGAGCAGAGAGCCAUGUAUGUGGAGAAGACCAAGGGUCUGCUCUCCUUCGCCGAUGGAAUGAAGGAGGAAAGGAAAGAGAAGAGGAAAGGUGGCGGCCGACGCAAGAAAGGGGGUGACUUUGAUGAGUUUGUCAACGAUGGCUCUGAUGAGGACUUGCCAGUGAGAAGGAGGAAGAAGAGGAAGGGUGGCAGCGGAAGUGAGGAGGAGGGCCGCAAGAAGAGGAGGAGACCCAACAAAGGGGGUGACGAUGGCAGCGAUGACGAGGAAGGAGGCUCACGGCCCAAAAAGCAACGCAAACCCAGAGCGGGCGGCAAGAAGUUCCAAAGGGCCGAGCCUGUGCCACCGUCUCUCAAAGGCAAGAUCAAGUCAAAGGCCAUCAUCUCAUCCUCUGACUCUUCAUCAGACGAGGAUGGACUGAAAAUUGCUGAAGACCGAAACCCCAGAGACAGUGGUUCAGGCUCUGAUAAUGAGGGCAGCCACAAGAAGUGCAUCGCCUCCGACAGUGAGUCCGACAGGGGCCGGAACCGCUCUGGCAGCGACGCUGGAAGCCCCCAACGCUCCGAAAACUCUGGUAGCGACUCAGGCAGCGAACGUCCAGUGAAGAGGAAGAGAGUGCAGCAGCAGUCUGACUCAGAGCAGUCUGAUAACGAGAGCAAGAGGAGCCGCUCUGGGUCGGAGAACGAGUCCCGGCCAGGCUCACCGGCCGCAGCCUCUGGCUCUGAAGCGGGCUCUCCGGCGGGCUCCCCGGCAGGCUCCCCACGCCGCUCCGACAAUGGAUCAGAACCAGGGGGCUCUGCCAACGAGGCCUCCAACCACGGCUCUGGCUCUGACAGCGACUGAGGCUUCAAACUCAGAACGGACUUUUUUCAACAACAAAAAAAGUUAUUUUGACAUUGAUUUUUGUAGAGGCUUUUUUGUUCCGUCUUGGUUUGUACCAUGAAAUUGAAAUGAGCACAUGCAGUGUAGCUUUGUGGCCCAUCAUGUGGGUUGUCUUUAAUCGUUUUUUGUCACCAGACUGUUAAGACUUUUGCAUUGAUGCUGUACCUCGUGUCCUUUUGUUUUGUUGAUGAUUGAUGGAAAAUGUGACUUGUAAGUAUUCUGACAGCUGUAACCCAUAUAUUUUAUAUCUUAAAAUGAUUGGAAGAGGUGAUGUCAUGGAAAAUUAGUAAAUUGGCCCAGAUUUGGAACAAAUUCUAUGUAGAUAAUAAACAAACACAAAAUAAAUAUUUAGGUUUUUUUUCUAUUUCUGAUGAUGAAGCUGCUUGUAUGACAUUGGAAAACAACUUGACACUUCUGAUUAUGGGGUAAUGUGUCGUAAUUGUUUUGGCUGCAUUGGCCUUGUUUGUGUAUCAACAUGCCCUCUGCCAUUCAGAAACAUUGUUAGUCGUGUCGAGGUGAAUAAAAUGCCAGAUUACAAGUUCAGAAUAUAUGUGCCAUUUAAAAAAAAUAAUAAUAAUAACGUCCUCUAUAUGGAGACAAGAAGUGCUUGUCUGGCAGUAAUCUGGCAGCAGUAAUCUGGCAGCAGACCUAGGUGAUGCAGUUGUAAAUGUAAUUCUAGAGUUGACACAUCGAGACUCUGAAUACAUGGCCCCAUUCCAGAGGUACCUCUGUGGGUCCUGUCUGGCUAGCCUCUGGAACUGACAACACCAGAUCAGGGUAUGUCUGACGGGGCUGAAUAACGUAUGUUGUAAAGCAUGUGUCAAACUCGUUCCACGGAGGGCAGAGUAUUUGCAGGUUUUCACUCCUCUCUUGUACUUGAUUAGUAAGGAACUCCCCUCACCUAGUUGUCUAGGUCUUAAUUGAAAGGAAAAAACAAACUAGGCCGUCCAUGGAAUGAGUUUGACACCUGUUUGUAGAAGUUUUCUCAGAGUUGUCACUGUUGGUAGCCUAAACAUGGUUCUAAAUAUGUGUACCAGUGUAGUUCUGUUCGAAGUGCAGAUGGGAUGCUUAAUCUAAGAAUAAAAGCUCAUAAGGAAAUGGGACUAUAGAAGUAAAGGGAACGAGGCCUUGGCAAUAGCCUAAAGUGCAUUGCAAAUGCUCAACACAAUUCUGGUGAAUACUCCCACCCCACUAAAUACACUGAUCCAUUGCCUUAUUUAGCUGUGGACAUGCUGUACAACUGCUACUAAUGGGCCUCAUCUUCCCCUUGCAACCACUUACUGACGUGCAAAAUUGCUACAGUACUAUAUUUAAGCAAUAAGGGCCGAGUGGGUGUGGUAUAUAGCCAAUAUACCACGGCUAAGCACUGAUGCAACGCGGAGUGCCUGGAUACAGCCCUUAGCUGUGGUAUAUUGACCAUAUACCAUAAACUGGUUACCAAUGUAAUUAGAGCAGUAAAAAUAAAUAUUUUGUCAUA